CAGUGCUGUGAGCACUUGCAGCACUGUCAGCAUUGCAGUGCCACCAGCAGCUCUCUGCUGCUGGAGGGACAACAACCCCUCAGGGUAGGGAAAUGAGGAAUGGUAGAAACCUGCUGAGAGAGGGAAAGCGUUUGGAGAAUGUCCCAUUCGAAAGAUUGUUUCUUAUCAGGGGGAAAUCAGGAGCCAUUCAAAGAAAUCUGCAAGUCGAGCCACUUCCUCUGUGACAGGAAAAAAAAGUCAAGACAAAUAAAUGAGAGGAAGUCAAAUUCUGACGUAGCCAAAGAUUAAAUUUCCGAUUCACCCGCCAAGCCUUGCGAAACAAUGGCAGGACAGGGAACAGAGAGAGCCAGCAGGACGGGAAUGGGGAGCUCCUGUUGAGCUGGGCACUUUCUCCUUCAUGUCACUGACCUGGGAAGAGCCACUUUAGGACAUGGAUCCCAAAGGAGCAAGAGGUACCAGGAAGCACCGCUGAUCUGCACAGACUCCUUUGCCUGCUGCUGCCCCACAGGGAACAGGGAGCUGCUGAGGAGCCCCGUGGUCCAUCCCUGGAUUCUCCAAGCACUGACUCCCCAUCCACUCUGACCACAGCCAGGGGUCACAUCCCACCGCCUGCCCAGCAUCCAUCCAUGGAGGUGAGCACCGUGUCCCCAUCUCCCACCUCACCGACCGACGGACCUGGUCAGUGUGAGAUCAAUGUCUCCGGCGUGGCCAUGCAUCUUGUGACGUUGCUCUUCAGUGUCUGUGGGCUGGUUGGGAACGGGGCUUUCCUCCGGCUCCUCUACGUUAAUCCUACCACCGACUUCGUCUUCAACCAGGCCAUCACCGACAUCCUCUUCCUCAUCGUCAUGGUCCCCUCCACCAUGAUCUUCCUGAGGGAAGAAGUGUCCUGCACUACUGUAAUGCCCCUGAUGUAUUUGAGCUUUCUUUUCUAUCUGUCACUGUUCUCCUACACCAUGGGGCUGUACCGGCUGACAUUCAUCAGCUUUCAGAGGUGCAGGUCCAUCCUCUGCCUGUUUUUCUGUGGUUGCCAACUUCCUGACCGCCUGCUGUUGGUGAUGAUGACUGUCCUCUUCUGGGUCCUCCUCUUUGUUGUCACCGCUGUCAAUCCCACGGUGACUUCCCAGUGCCAGUCACACGAGCAGGAGCAAUGCCGGAUGGCUCUCACCUCCAUGUACGCCCUCAACCUCUUCCUAUUUGCUGCACCCAUGGUCAUUUCCAGCACAAUCCUCUUCAUUCAUUUUAAGUCUGGCUCCCAGCAGCAGAAACACAAGAGGCUUGACAUUGUGAUUGUCCUCGUUGCAAUCUUCAGUCUGCCCCUCAGUCUCUGCUCUUUCCUGCAGCAGCUCGGUUACACGGUUGUGCCCUCCCAGGCAAUUUUCCUGCUCACCUGCAUCACCAGCAGCAUCAAACCCUUCAUCUACUUCUUGGUGGGGAGCUGGAAGAGAGACUGCUCCAUGGGGAGCUGCUGGAGACACUGCUCCAUGGGGAGCUGCAGGAAGAACUGCUCUGUGGAGUCACUAAGGAAGGCGAUCCGCAGGGUGUUUGGGGAGCCGAAAGAAAAUACUGCCAGCAGUAAUGAUCCUGCCAUGGACACAGAGGCCUGAGCCUGUUGAUUCCUCCUGCUGCACUGCUGAGAGACCCCAGGACAGUGGCUGAGAGAUUUCUUGAGUGACCUGAUCAAGAAAUCUCCACAGGGUCACCCUCCCUGUGCUGGUGCAUCCCCCACCCCCUUUCCAGGCCGCACUGGGCUCUGAUUCGUGCUUGGGAGGCCUCAGCCUUGAGGAGCAGCCCCUGGGCUCAGCUCCUCUGGCACUGAUCAGAAACACCCUCUGCUCCCAGGAACUGCUGCUGGCCAACGAACCCCUGGGCUUUUAUCAACAGCCUUGGGAAUUAUUUCACUUCCCUGAAUGCCACACCAUCCCUGCUCCCACACUUUCACAGAAAGUUGCCUGCCCAAAGUGUGGCCAGGGUGAAACAUUGCUGUGGCUGAAGCCCAUCCCUUGGGGCCCUGUAAGCAGCGGUCCAAAAGGAGACCCUUGGAGCUCUCCUGGGCCCAGCAGCGCUGACCAGAAGCUCCCUGGCAGUGGGGCCUCUCCGAGCUGGGAUCUCUCCCGUCUGCUGCCCUCGGGUGAUGCCCCAACGCCGACGGCUCCUGGGCCGAUCCCCCAGCGCUCGAGGCCCAAGCCUUGGCACAGUGAGGAGAUGCAAACGGAUCCGCAGUGAGCAUUUCACUGCCUCCCAGGGGAAUUUCUCACAGGCACCUUGCACUGACUCUUUCUCUCUGUGUGCACACACCUGUGCAUCUGCUCUGGCAAAUGUGGGGGAGAUGCUGCUCUCUCAGGUGUUCCAGUACCUGAGACAUCUGAGUGAGUCAGGCCUGGAAGCAAGGUUAAGGCAUGAGAUACCAUUGCAGCUAAAUGCAGUUCAUGUUAUUUCCUUGCUAAAUUGUUUACUUCAAGGUACAAAAGCAGGAAUGGCUGGGAGAAGCAGAGACACUGCUCAUGGUCCCAGGUGGAGCAGGGCAGGAGCAGGGCUGUCAACAGGGAAAAAGGCGGCCCUGGGGAGGAUCUGGAAGUUGUCAGAGGGGUCCAGAAGGGUCAGAGGGUUCUGGAAAGAUCUGGAGGAAUUGAGGGAGGGUCUGGAUGCUGCUGAUCCCAAAUGUCCAGACUGGAGGGCAGCAGAGCCCAAUGGGCAGCACUUCAAGGCAGGGAGUGGCCUCGGGAUG
Vidua chalybeata is the source of this 2725-nucleotide messenger RNA. RefSeq names its product proto-oncogene Mas-like. Gene Ontology annotation, molecular function: G protein-coupled receptor activity. Lineage: Eukaryota; Metazoa; Chordata; Aves; Passeriformes; Viduidae. Gene Ontology annotation, biological process: G protein-coupled receptor signaling pathway. The coding region runs from base 627 to 1604 and encodes 325 amino acids. Gene Ontology annotation, cellular component: membrane. The record is from RefSeq and is a predicted model, not a curated record. The transcript is spliced from 2 exons.